GAUGGUUAGUGGUUUCCAUCAUGACUCAGAGGUGGUCGUGAACGACUACGACAGCCAGUUGAGUUCGUGUUUCGUAAUUAAAAAAAAAAAAGAAGAAAAACCAUAUACACAUAUCUCUCCUUAAGUAGGCAAGAGAUAUGUCAGUGUAAACGCCCGGAUAAAUAUAAGACCGAUUCAGAUCAAUGAUGAUGAUUAGCGCAACAGCGUGGACCUCGGGUCCCUCGAAUAACCCCCAACCGUUGUAAAUAUAUAUUUUUUUUUUAAGUUCGAUGCACGAGUUAAGGUGCGCUGCUGCUGCUGUUGCUGUUGCUGUUGCUGUGUACCCUGUUUUAGCAUCCUCUUAAUCCCGUCGACAAGUGCGACGCAGAAGAUUGAGCGAUGGAUCAGGCUAAAAACAGGCCAAGUAGAGCUCGUUUUCGUUCAGCAAGUAAUUCCGCUCGAAUUUUAGUCUUUGAUCAACCUGAAACAUCGGAGUCUAAGGCUAAAAGCGAGAUGGAAGGAUACAGGAAUCUCACUCUGCCCAAAAUGGAAAGCAAAGAAGCCCCUGUGAAACCAGCUGCCGAUGAGAUUUCCAAUUUGGUACGGAUGCGAAAUUCUGCGAUAGGGAAGUCAGCGCCGUCCCUUUCCAUUCAUAUGCGUGACUUUAACAUCCCACGGCGAGCAGCAAAAGCGGCUCAUCGAAAAUCAUUCAUUGCCACCACUUCUCCAACCCUGCCGCGUUGUCAGUCUCCAAUUUGCGGCAGUCCCCUAGAGAGUCCUAGGAUGUCAUCCAGUCCACAUUUUCCUUUUGCACCAAUUAAAAGAAUCAACGCAAGCAGCACAGCAGUGGCCGAUGGCAGGCGAUGGUCCGUCGCAAGUCUACCUUCGAGUGGCUACGGGACGACUCCAGGCUCCAGUAAUGUGUCUUCCCAAUGUUCGAGCCAGGAACGCCUUCACCAGUUACCCAACAUACCGACCAAAGACGAACUCCGCAUGCUGUCCUGUCACUUUUCAAAACCAGGUACGCCUUGCGGCUCGCACCCGGGCUUUCCUGGAUCAAGUAUAUCCAGUAUUCCAGGAUCCAUAGCUCUUAGCAUGGAAGAAGAGGGUCGCAGAUCGCCGAUGCAUCGUCCAAGGUCCAGAAGUUUGAGUAGCCCGAGUCGAUCUCCUGUUUUGGAUAGCGAAAUAGUGAUGAUGAACACGUUAUACAAGGAGCGAUUUCCCAAAGCCACGCAACAAAUGGAGGAAAGAUUGACUAAUUUUAUUAACGAAAAUCGUGAAAUAGACGAAUAUGAACUGGUUACGCAGAUAGCACCGGAUUCUUUGCCUAUACUGAGAUUCGUCCAUCAUCAAGUGAUAGAAAUGGCUCGUGAUUGUCUACAAAAAUCUCAAGAAAAAUUAAUCACUUCUAGAUACUUUUAUGAGAUGAGCGAAAAUUUGGAAAUACUCUUAAUGGAGACGAAAGAAAAAUCUUUGGAAGCAGCAGCUAGACUAACAGGACUAAUUAAAAAAUUGUUACUAGUAAUCUCAAGACCGGCGCGACUUUUAGAAUGCCUCGAGUUUGAUCCAGAAGAAUUUUAUCACCUUUUGGAGCAGGCGGAAGGGCAAGCUAGGAUAAAUAUCGGAAUCAAAGCCGAUAUUCCUCAGUACAUAAUUAACAAAUUGUCACUUAAUCGUGACCCGAUCUCAGAGUUACAGGAAGAUUUGAAUAAACUCGAAGACUCAGCGUCGUCUAGCGAAAAUAAUUUACUAUUGGCUUCGUCUAGUCCAGGUAAAGAAGACGAAAUUCGAUCUCAGCGGGUGCCAUGCGAAAGCGAUUACGAAGUUUUGAAGCUGAUAAGCAACGGAGCUUACGGAGCUGUCUAUUUGGUGAAGGAAAAAAUAACGAGGCAACGUUUUGCUAUGAAAAAAAUAAACAAGAACAAUUUAAUGUUAAGGAAUCAAGUGGAACAAGUAUUUGCCGAACGUGAUAUUAUGAGUUUCACCGACAAUCCUUUCGUCGUUUCCAUGUAUUGUAGUUUUGAAACAAAGAAACACUUGUGCCUCGUAAUGGAAUACGUUGAGGGAGGUGACUGCGCGAAUCUCUUGAAAAAUAUCGGACCAUUACCACCAGAUAUGGCUAGAUUUUAUUUUGCUGAAACUGUUUUAGCUGUUGAAUAUUUGCACAAUUACGGUAUCGUUCAUCGGGAUUUAAAACCUGACAACUUACUCAUCACCGCUCUGGGUCACAUAAAAUUGACAGAUUUUGGCCUCAGCAAGAUGGGUCUCAUGUCCCUGGCAACAAAUCUGUACGAAGGUUACGUGGACAGAGAUACUCGGCAAUUCUCCGAUAAACAGGUAUUCGGAACCCCCGAAUACAUAGCGCCCGAAGUGAUCCUUCGCCAAGGUUACGGAAAGCCUGUUGACUGGUGGUCAAUGGGUAUAAUACUGUAUGAGUUCUUGAUUGGCUGUGUUCCAUUUUUCGGAGAAACACCCGAAGAAUUAUUUGCCCACACGGUCAAUGACGACAUCGAGUGGCCUGAUAAUGAUGACUGGCCAGUACAACCGGAAGCAAAGGAUAUAAUAACUGCACUUUUGCAACAAAGCCCUAGGGAUCGCCUGGGAACAGCGGGAUCUCACGAAGUUAAGGAACAUCCUUAUUUCUUUGGCGUCGACUGGAACAGUCUUUUGAGACACAAGGCUGAAUUCGUUCCGCAGUUGACAAACGAUGAGGACACAAGUUACUUCGACUCUCGUAUGGACCGCUACAAUCACGAUUUGGGUGAUGAUACGGACGACACCGAUGACUCUCCUCUCUUUGGCUCGUUUUCAUCAUACUCACCGCAAUCGCGCAAAAUAUCUCAGACAAGGCCGCAGUUGUUUAACAUGUCUGAGCCAGAAUUGGACUUUUCUCGAAAGCAAUUAUUCCGCUGCGAGUCCGAAACCUCGGACGCUCAAUUAUCUCCUGGCUUUGUGCAAAACGUUGCUUCUGUAGCACAGAAGUCAUUGCAAAAGAAUUUGCUGCUUGAUAAGAAUCAGUCGCAGACUAAGAAUAACUCGUUUCAUGAAUCUCCAGAUAAAACUGCAGACAAGUCUGAUCCAAAUAGUACUGGUUCUACGAUAUCUGCGACCUUCAGUAGAGAUGCGCAAUCAACGAGUGCUACAAAAAAUAGCAGCGGUGAUGCACUCUCCGUCAGUUUGAGUACUCCGGAUUCUUCUCAAACCGAAUCCGAUGACGUCAGCCCGCAGAUUCAAAGAAAACGCCAUUCGCAUACACGCGACAAGCUGCCCAGGUUCAGUAUAUCCAUUGACGACGAACACAUAUUGGAUCUAGCGGCUGCUAACAGGGAUGCUGCGGAUGACAAGCACAAUUCCAGCACAGAUUCGUUCGAAACGUUCGCAAUGUCUUUGCUACCCUUGACAAAACACAGAUCCAGAUCGGUGAUAAAAUCUGCAUCAACCAGCGGGCUGUCUCUGGUCAUACCGACGAAUGACUUACCAUUGACGCAGCCAAUCGAAUCACCUGGCGGCUCUUCCACCGCCUCCUCUCGGGAUACUUCGCCAUGUAGAGAACUCAGCCCUCUGGUAACCAGUCUCAAACCACCAACCAUCAUUAGGCGAGGUCCCUGCGGCUUCGGAUUCACCGUUCACACCAUACGUGUUUAUUAUGGUGACAGCGAUUUCUAUACCAUGCAUCAUUUGGUCAUGGCGGUCAAUCAAUCUAGUCCAGCAUUUGAGGCGGGACUUAGACCCGGAGACUUGAUAACUCACAUUAACGGUGAAGCAAUUCAGGGGCUUUAUCACACGCAAGUUUUGCAGCUAAUGCUGAGCGGAGGAGAUCAUGUAACUUUGCGAAGUACGCCACUGGAAAAUACGAGCAUUAAAAGCGGGGGUAGAAAGCGUGAGUUGGGGCAGAGUAAAAUGGCGAAAAAAUCGCUUCACAGACAGAGAAAGCAGAAGCGCGAUCAUUCGGACAAAAAACGAAAGACAUCGCUGUUCAGAAGAAUCAGUUCUAAACGAGCCAGUGUCGAGAUGCAGCAGCCGUUAAGUAUCAGUUGUCCUUUGUCGGCACCAAUCCUUCCCAGUGACAGCAAACCUCCACUUAUGAUGGCUGCGGGAAUCUGUUCUCCGUCAAUGGUUACUCCGAGUCGUUCGUUCCAGUCAUUUACUCGCUCUUUACCGCCUCAGGAAUCGGCACCGUUUUUCAACGCCUGUACCAAGUCAGUCUGCAGCCCGUCACCUCCAAUAAAUCGAUCCAGUUCGGAAUCCUACCACUCGACGACCACCUCGAGCCCAUGCUCAAGUCCCAGUUCUUCGUCGUCCAGUACAAAUCCUCCUAUAGGGAACAUAUCGAGUAUCGCUAAUCAGUCUCAUUAUCAGAGGCCAAGUACGCUGCAUGGACUGAAGCACAAGCUCCACACUGCUGCGAAAAAUAUUCAUUCCCCAAACAGGAGGAAAUCUGUCGGUCACAUACCCCUUUCGCCUUUGGCCAGGACUCCCAGUCCAUCGCCCAUCCCUGCCAGCCCAACGAGGAGCCCGAGUCCUCUGGCUUUUCCCACUGGGCAUCAGCCGGGAAGUUCUAAUACAACACAAUCUUACAGUCCAGGGGUUUCUCUGUCGACGCCAAGCGGUCAGAAGAAAGGUUUUAGUCGUCCGAAAUCGGCGGAGCCUGGAUCGCCGCUGUUAAGACGGGCGCUGAGUCCGGAUCGCUUGCAUCCCCGUUCGGCAGAAAGUAAAACGUCUAUAUCACCAUUGGCAAAUACUGUGCUGAAAGUGAUACCGCGAGUGACGAUUGCCCAGACAUCCAUGACUGACACCGCAAAUGAGGCGAGUAUCGCCCAUUCAAAAGAGAGCAUCGAUUCGAAGGCGGAGAAAAAAUUGGUCGACCAAAAAACCACCACGGAAUAUCCCAAGCUGACUCAUAGUAUGUCGAUAAACAUAGCGAACGUUGGAAUACAGAAUAGCACACAGCUGCCACGGAUAGCCGAAGAAAAGGACUCGCCGACUGGAAGCAGGAGUGACGACUACUCGUCGAAAAGCAUUGGAAAGCUGGAGCAAGCCAGCGAUACAUCAAAGUCAAAUGAUUCGGUGGGAUCCGGAAAGGAUUUGAAGGAAUCCUCCUUCGUUAUGACGAGAAAAAGCGUUCUUAACGCCGUCGAAAGGCUGCAAUCUGCCUCGGAAGAGGCUGCAGCCGAACGUCCAGAGGCAUCUUCGUUCCGUAAUAGAAAAUCUGAGGGCGUCGUUUCCCAGAGAAAAUACAGUGUCGCCGAGUCAAAAUUCUGCAGCAAAAACUGGUUGGAUUCAGUCGCCGAAAAAGAUCCUCCCAAGCAAGCAAAACCUCCCGAGCCGUUACCCCUUAAGCAAAUGUCCACGCUUAUGCAGAGGAAAGCGAGUGUCUUCGACCUCAAGAUGUCGGAUAAAAAUUCGAAUGACUCGAGCAUGGAAGGCAAGAAGAUUUUGAAGAGAUACAAAGUCGAUCCUGACACUGGCAGCUCGAGCCAGGAAAAAAACACUACUGGUGACAAGAAAAAUAAUUAGACCAGAGUUUCGACGAACUUUACCACCGAUUUGAUCGAUCUAUAUUUUUUCCCUUUUUUCCCCAUCGAUAGCACAUUGCUUGAAGUAGUAAAAUUUACGGUUUGUUCAUCGAUUGGUAUAAGGACCUCUUGAUUGUAACGUCGAAUGUUUUUCAACGAAUUAUUAUCCCCAAGGUACUCCCAAGGUUUACCUGUGAAUUUUCCACAUAUCGGUGAAAUUACCGAACAUUUUGAAGCUGAUAACUGCAAUUUUUUGUCCUCGUUAUUUGUGUUUCCUUACGUAGAUUGAACAAAUUCGGGGAUAAAUUGAGACUGAAAACACACGUUGGUCCGGCUGUGUGUUAAUAAUUACGCACGUUUGAUAACGACAAAUGGCUAUUUCGAAUUCGAAUAGUAAUAUUUACUCGCAUAAUCAAUCAGUUUAACAGUUUUCGCAUUUAGCUUUAGGCUUGAAAUUCAUUUCCGCAGUGAAAUGAUUGCGAUUUUUUUUUUUUUUUUAAUCAAUUUGUUACCGUCACUUUAAUAACAUCAGUCCAUACGAAGAUCGAAUUAGACAACCUGCUAAGAUGAUUUUUAUGCUCAGUUCGCCAAUUUUUUUUUUUUUUUAUACGUAAAUUGAAGAAACACAACUGAAAAUUCAGUUCAAACAAUUUACCAGUUUUAAUAUGUGAGAUCGAAAUACAAAAAAGCAAAAACAACCAGUUAGUAUAGAAAUUCGAAUGUUUACACCUCAUGUGUUACACAAUCAAAUUCUUUCACGCCAUCUCUUUAUUGUUACCUGUCUCUUUUAAUCUCUCUUUAGUGCGUUUGCACAUAGCAAAUUGAUCAACGAAGGAGUAAAAACACUUGAGUCUAUUAGGAAGUUGGAAUAAUUCGUUUGAUUAAAAAAAAAAAAUAAAAAAAAAAAAAAAAUAUCUGAAACUUGACGAACAAAACACGGAAAAGCAAAGAAUAAAAAAUAUGUAAUCGUGUUCGAAAUAUUUUCUGUAUAGUUAGCAUGGUUAUCGUUUUUCGUCCAUUUCGUCGAUGUAUGAUUAACUACGAUUUUACAUAGUUUCGUAAGCUCAAAGCGUUUAGAAACAACAAAAUAAUAAUUAUAUUAAUAAUAACAUAUGAAAAUAAAAAUAAGAAGCGAAAAUGGAACAGCAACGGUGCAAAAAAAAUUAUCGUGACACUUAUUCAGAUCACUUUAUUAAAAAUCGAUCAAGAUAAAUUACUUGGAUUCAGACCGAACCUAAGUGUGGAUACAUCCGCGUAAGGAUGUAACUUUGUACUAGACUUUUCUUUGUCCCCUUUCAAUUCACGCAGGUUCAUGUAUACGAAAUAGAUUUAUCGUUUAAGAGUCGUACGCAGCUUAUUCUCUUUUCUCCUCAGAAUAUCGUUAAGCAAUCCCUACUCUCAUUGUACUUUGUUACGUGUGAUAGAAAAAACAACUUACAAAAAAUAAUAAUCGUAAUAACGUGUAUAAUAACAAUGAAACAUAAUCAAAAAUAACCAGUGGAGGUUUCUGUAAUCGGAAAAUUAAAUAUGUCGCUAUACGUUAGAACUACUUUCACUAUGUAUCGCGUAUAUAUCGUAUAUUGUUCCGAAUAUAAGCCGAGGUUUUUUGUCGUUGACAGAACCCGCCAAAAUUGUCCUCGUCUUACGUGCGGGUAACUGAGAAAAACAUUCUGAAAUAUUGUCUGAAAAUUUGUGGUAGUCUUAUACUAGGAACAAUACGGUAAUAGGUUCACAUUACACGUGCUUGAAUAAAAAGAAUAAAAACUGCCUCAGUUUUCGAGUAUACAAUUGUUGCAAGUCGUAGUUUGAGAGACAUUGUAGAGAGGUUUACAUCGUAGUUAGAGAAUAGAUUUUGAAAUGAUGAGAUUUUCAUUAUGGCGAUUUUAGAUUUGUGUAUUUUUCUUUCUUAUUUUUCUCUUUUUCAUCUCUCUGAAAAAUAAUUACCAUAGACCGCACUACUGCGGUAUCGAUUUUAUAACGUAUACAAAUAUACACAAAUAUAUUUACAACUAUUAUACAAACAAAUGCACGUGCUAUAUGUAUUAUAAUAAAUAUAAUAACAAAUACACGACACGUGAAAUCGUUCGAGGCUGCUUCAGCCGUAAAUUUAUAAUCCGCGGUGUUCCUUAGCUCUACGUAUUAAAAAUUAUUAAUAUACAAUUUUACGCUCUGUAUAUGUUGAUAAAUAACUGGUUAAUAUUUAACUUUGAACACGUUUCAUCAGAUUACGUAUACUAAUAAUAAUAAUAAUAAUAAUAAUCGCUCGUCGAGAACUUGAAUAUAAUACUGCUGAAAGAAAAAAAAAAAACGUAAAAAGCGAAUUAAUUAAGAUUAGAAUAAACUGCAUUAAAAAAAAAAAAAAAAAACAUUCGAUCAAAAAUAACAAGUCUUUACAUGAUCAUAAUCAAUGUUCACAUUUUCAAAUAAUUCCGGUUACGUUCACUCACUAUAUAUUUAACAACAUUUUUUAGGUCGUUCUGUCCUAACGUAAUAUGUGCAGGAAAAACUUUGACUAUAUAAAUUGAUUAUAAUCUCUGUAUAUAUAUGAAAUUACAUAUCAAUCGCCAUUUUUUCAACGAUCAAGAGCACGCUUGUGUAAGUGGGCAUCGGAGUUUUAAAAAACGCAUUGAAAAAAUGAAAAAUAAAAAAAAUAAAAAAAAAAUAAAAUAAAAUAAAAAAUCAAGAAAUAAUGACACUUGAAGGGCAUAACAGAAACAAAAGGGAAAAUGUAAUUCCGCGCCGUUUGUGACUGUAAUUUUUGAAGCUAACUCGCUUUAGAAUAAUUAAACCGGUUAUCCGUUAUAACCCACCAAUUCUGUACUUUUUUUUAUCUAAUUUGUUAUAAUCCACCUACGCGUUUCAGUAUUAUUCAUAUUCCGAUUGUGAAAAUCGUUGGAUAGUUAAUUUAGGCAGUGCAGAUUUUCUUUUCCUGUCGUUGACCGAUUUAUCGUGAUGAUUAGUAGAUUUUCUUUUCUGUUGUCGGUAUGAAAAUUGAAUGAAUAAAAAUAAAAACAAAUGAUAAAAAAAAAAAAAAACGACCUUUUCUUCUUUUUAACGUGGAAAAGAAGGGUUUCCU
Neodiprion virginianus is the source of this 8571-nucleotide messenger RNA. RefSeq names its product microtubule-associated serine/threonine-protein kinase 2 (gene dop). The transcript is spliced from 22 exons. Gene Ontology annotation, molecular function: protein binding; protein serine/threonine kinase activity; magnesium ion binding. Gene Ontology annotation, biological process: peptidyl-serine phosphorylation; intracellular signal transduction. The record is from RefSeq and is a predicted model, not a curated record. Lineage: Eukaryota; Metazoa; Arthropoda; Insecta; Hymenoptera; Diprionidae. Bases 379 to 5496 code for a protein of 1705 amino acids.